GGUACUUGAGAUGUGUUGAAUCGUUGAUACAGUGCAACGCGGAAGAAAUGAAACCUAGUAAAGCUGUCAUCGUUCCCGGCAACGGAGCUGGAAGCGUAGAGCACUGUAACUGGUAUGGAUGGGCCAAAAAACAGAUAGAUAAGAUUGCAGGUAUGAGCUGUCUGCUCAGAAACAUGCCAGACCCUGUGACAGCCAGAGAGAGCAUCUGGCUGCCGUUUAUGGAGAAAGAGCUGCAAUGCGAUGAAAAGACAAUAAUCAUUGGCCACAGUUCAGGGGCUGCAGCUGCGAUGAGGUAUGCAGAAGUGCACAAGGUGUACGCGAUUGUGCUGGUAGGCGCUUAUACCUCCGACCUGGGUGAUGAAAAUGAAAAAGAGAGUGGGUAUUUCAGUCGGCCGUGGCAGUGGGACAGGAUCCGGAGUAACUGUGGGCACAUCGUUCAGUUUGGCUCCAUGGAUGACCCCUUCCUGCCAUGGAGUGAGCAGCAGCAGGUGACUGAGAGUCUGCAGGCGCAGCUGUACGAGUACACGGACCGUGGGCACUUCCAGAACACGCAGUUCCCGGAGCUGGUCCGUGUCGUGCGGGAGAUGGCGGAGAGCGGCUGAGUGGCAGCUGUCUGCAUGAUACAUUCCCGCUGUCUGGGUGUCACUGGCAGUACAGUGAGACAGGUCAUCAUGAAUGUGAAUAAAACCAUUGCAGGAU
This is a messenger RNA of Paramormyrops kingsleyae, 699 nucleotides long. It is a transcript of the gene rbbp9, whose product is annotated as retinoblastoma binding protein 9. NCBI's taxonomy places the organism in Eukaryota, Metazoa, Chordata, Actinopteri, Osteoglossiformes, Mormyridae. Gene Ontology annotation, molecular function: hydrolase activity. The record is from RefSeq and is a predicted model, not a curated record.